AUGGAGCCAUCAAUACUGAAGGUUCUGGCAUAUGCCGGACGGAGUAGCACGUGUCGGGCUUCAACGACGCGACUCAGCCAUCAAUGUACGAGGAGUUUCGGCCAGAGCACGCGACUUGGAUUGAAGGAACAGAAGAAGGGCAUUACCGCUGAGAACAGGACGUCGCAAGGCCAGCCAGCAGCGAACCUCAGUCAAGAUGUCGGCAAGGAAGAGAAGGAUCACUAUGAGAGAGUGGUUGAGCACAGCAAACAGAGCCAGAUGAGGUCACCCUGGAUGCAUGAAGGCAGUGACAAGCCUCCUGUCGCCAGAUUGAGAUCUGCUGGUGCCAUGGUCAAAGGCAAGCUGUUGACUACACCUUCUCGCAUGCUCAAGCUCAUCCUCCCCCUGACCACCAGAGACGCAAACAAGGACCGCAAGAACGUCGAACCUCUAGCCCUUCUCGUACAUCCACAACAACCACUCAGCUAUCUCGAACGUCUGAUUCAGUCCGAACUACCCGUCAUAAAGAACGAGAGCGGGGGCGAUAAGAUCCCAUCUGUUCACUUCCGUGCACAAGACCUAGGAGAAGAGGCCAUCGACCCUGACAAGAAACACGAUCCGGAUGAUGAGUCAGAGGACUACAACUUCGACAGCGUUGAUUCUCUCAAGAUUGACGGCAAGACACAUCGUACAGGCAAGCUCAACGAGUCGGGACAAGUCGAGGAGAAGCCCAUCAACGAUAGCCAACAGCCCGACCCAGAGCACACCGACUUCGUUCGCUGGUCACCAAGCACAGAGAUUGGCGACUUCAUCAGAGAUGCCGCUCGUGGUAAAGAGUUCAGUGUCGACAUUGAGGGAGCUCCUGAGCCCAUCUACGUUGCCGUACCUUCAUUCAACGACCGCACAUACUACCUGCGCAUGCGUCUUCGAAAGACAGCCAAGCAAAUCUCGUCGCUGGCAGAUAUCAAAACUGAGUGCGACAAGUUGGCCCACAGAAGUGCUCAGCGCGUGGCUCAGGGAGGUUUCGCCAUCUUGGUCGGUUGGUGGGGUAGUGUUUACGUCCUCACUUUCCAGACAGAGCUUGGAUGGGAUGUCAUGGAGCCUGUCACUUACCUCGUCGGUCUGUCUACCUUGAUUGGAGGUUACAUGUGGUUCCUGUACCACAACCGUGAGGUCAGCUACCGUUCCGCCAUGAACUUUACCGUCAGCAAGAGACAGGACAAGCUGUAUCAGGCCAAGGGCUUCGAUGUAUCCAAGUGGGAUGGUCUCGUCGAGGAAGGCAAUCGUCUGAGAAGAGAGAUUAAGAUGGUUGCUGAAGAGUAUGAUGUCGAUUGGGACGAAGCCAAGGAAGCAGGAGACGAAAAGGUAGCCAAGGCACUGCGUCAGGAGCGCAGAAAGAAGCAGAUGGACAAGGACGACGAAGAUGACGAGGGCAAGAGACGCAAGAAGUCAAGAGAGGAGGAUGACGAUUAA
Aureobasidium subglaciale EXF-2481 is the source of this 1452-nucleotide messenger RNA. RefSeq lists its product as uncharacterized. Lineage: Eukaryota; Fungi; Ascomycota; Dothideomycetes; Dothideales; Saccotheciaceae. The transcript has 2 exons. The record is from RefSeq and is a predicted model, not a curated record. The coding region runs from base 1 to 1452 and encodes 483 amino acids. Gene Ontology annotation, cellular component: uniplex complex; mitochondrial inner membrane. Gene Ontology annotation, molecular function: uniporter activity; calcium channel activity. Gene Ontology annotation, biological process: calcium import into the mitochondrion; mitochondrial calcium ion homeostasis.